Molecule: messenger RNA, 2536 nt
Organism: Schistosoma margrebowiei
Lineage: Eukaryota; Metazoa; Platyhelminthes; Trematoda; Strigeidida; Schistosomatidae
Source: the annotation of a GenBank genome assembly
CUUGAUUUUCUUGUGUUUUUUCAAAUAUGCACACUGUUUUCGCAAAAGAGUCUGAGGUCUCACGUUAUGCGUUUCUGGCUGAUUAUAAUGAUAUGCACAAGACUUUUCUAAAGUUUCUAUCAUUUGUUGUUACUACUGACUUUAAGAGGAUUAGACUAACGGCUUUUUUUAAGUUGGUGCUUUGAAAUGUCUAAAUCACCAAUACCAACAGUGAAAGGACAAAUAUUUGAGUUAGGACCGAGGUUUGACAACGUUCAGUAUGUUGGGGAAGGUGCGUAUGGGAUCGUUGUAUCGGCGUUUGAUUGUCAACGUAAUGAAAAAGUGGCUCUGAAGAAAGUUUCCCCAUUUGAACACCAGACAUACAGUCAAAGAACGUACAGGGAAAUUUGGAUACUUAGUAGAAUGGACCAUGAAAAUGUUGUAAAAAUCCACGAUAUUAUAACGUCAAAUACAUUUGAAGAGAUGAAAGAUAUCUAUAUUGUUGAAUGUUUCAUGGAAACUGACCUGUGUCGCUUACUAAAGACACAGAAAUUAAGCAAUGAUCAUAUUUGCUACUUUUUAUAUCAAAUGCUUAGAGGCCUCAAGUACAUACAUUCUGCAAAUGUUCUUCAUAGGGAUCUUAAGCCAUGCAACAUCUUGUUGAAUGCAGCGUGUGACUUAAGAAUCUGUGAUUUUGGUUUAGCUCGUAUAGCUGAUCCAGAAUCAGAACAAUCGGGUACAUUAACAGAGUAUGUGGCUACACGUUGGUAUCGUGCACCAGAAAUAAUGCUUACAUCAAAAUUAUAUACUAAAGCAAUUGAUAUUUGGUCAAUUGGUUGUAUUAUGGCUGAAAUGCUUAGUAAUCGUGUUCUAUUCCCUGGAAAACAUUAUAUUGAUCAAUUAAACUUGAUAUUACAAGUUUUAGGUUCACCAUCAAAAGAAGACUUUGAAACAAUUGUAAAUCUUAAAGCUCGUGCCUAUUUAGAAUCAUUGCCACAUCGUACAAAAGUACCAUGGAAACAAUUAUAUCCAUACGCUAGUGAAUCAGCGCUGGAUUUAUUGGACAAAUUACUAUGCUUUGUUCCAUCACGACGUAUAACAGUUGAAGAUGCCUUAGCUCAUCCAUAUUUAGAACAGUACUAUGAUCCAACAGAUGAACCUGUCUUUGAACGUCCAUUUGUUCAACAACCAGAUAAUUUUCCUAAAGAAAAGUUAAAAAUUCUUAUAUGGGAAGAAAUUCAACGAUAUCGUAGUAAUAAAAAUAUCAAUGAUCUAGUUUAUAUUAAUAAUACAAAUGUCGAACAUAUAGAUGAUCAAUCAGAUGGUACAAUAACAUCAGGAAUUAUAUCAGUCAAUCAACAACAACAAUCUUAAUCUUAAUUCCAAAUUCCAAUCCACUAUUAUCAGAAUACAUUGAAUAUAUAAUGGUAAUUGAAUUGAUUCAAUUAUUUCUCAUUAAAUUAAUGUUUUAUAUUUCAAUUCAAUCAAUUGUGUGUAUGUGUUUGUCCUUUUUGGGUUUUUUUUUUCUUUUGUUUAAGAAUAAGAUUUUUUUUCUUCUCUUUUUUUUAAUCACCAAGCCUACUAUAUACAUUUUGUCUACAAAUUGCCUAUUUUGUAAAUGCCUAUUUAUUUACUUGUGUAUGCUUGUGCGUAUGUAUGUGUAUGUGAAAGAGAUUUAACACUUUGGACUAUAGUCAUUAAUAUAGAUUAUGAUAUUUUAAUGGUAAGUUCAAUGUGAACAUUUUAUCAUUGAUGAGGAUAACCAUGACGACCAGAAUGAUGAUGAUGAUGACGUCAUCAUGUCAAUUGUUACGACACUAAUUAAGUUCUUUUUUUUCUUUGUCUUUCUCUCUCUCUCUCUCUCUUUCUUCAUUAUAUCAAUCGAUAUAUACAUGUAUUGUGUCGUUUCUUUCAAAAGGAUUACAGUAUCUUUGAAUGUACUUCUCUAAGGUGAAUAUGAUUGAUUGGCAAAGAUCUUGCCUAAAAAAUUGUUUAAAGUAUAGUUUUAUGUAAAGAUAUUAUUAUUGUCCUUUUGUUUAUGAUAAAAAAAUUUCGUAUUCUCUGUUUAUACUACUUAUAGCCAAUUAAUCUUUUUUUUGUAAUGAAAAAAAAUGCACAGAAUGUUUAGCAUUUCUCUUUGUGUGUUUCAUUGAAUCAGUUCUCUAUUUGUUGUCAUGGUAACAGUUAUCAAAUAAAAUUAAACAUUAUCCCCUCUUUAUUGAUUUUCUUCUAAAUGUUAAUUCAUUAAGAAAAGAAUCAUUUAUAUGAAUCAUAUGUUAACUUAGUUAUUCCCAUUUCACUGUAAUGAAUAUCUCUGUUGCGUAAUAUGUGAAUGUUAUGCAAGAUUUAACCUUUUUUUAUAACUAAUUUUCAAUCAUUUGUUUUUCUCUAUUCAUUCAAUAUCACCCUUAUUUUUUUUUGUUCUUAUUAUAUUAUUCAAUGAGAUGAUAAUUUAUAAACGAUCAUUGACCGAUCACUGAAGUUGAUCUUGAAAAUAUUCACCUAGUUACUAGAGUGAUAAAGGAGUGUGGAAAAAAAGGAUUAUAAUUGAUUAUUA